AUGGCGCUGCGCCGCCUCCUGCUACCGCCUCUGCUGCUGUCGCUGCUGCUGUCGCUCUCGUCCCUGCACCUGCCGCCCGGCGCAGACGCCGCCCGCGGCCGCGCGGCUAACCGGACCCUUGGCGCGGGAGCCGUCGGGGGUCGGCGUUCCGGAGGUGCCCUAGCCCGCGGCGGCCGCGAGCUGAACAGCACCGCCCGGGCGUCCGGCGUCCCGGAGGCGGGCAGCCGGCGGGGACAGUCCGCGGCGGCGGCAGCGGCGGCGGCGGCGGCCAGCGCGACCGUCACUUACGAGACGUGCUGGGGCUACUACGACGUGAGCGGCCAGUACGACAAGGAGUUCGAGUGUAACAACAGCGAGAGCGGCUACCUGUACUGUUGCGGUACCUGCUACUAUCGCUUCUGCUGCAAGAAGCGCCACGAGAAGCUGGACCAGCGCCAGUGCACCAACUACCAAAGCCCCGUAUGGGUGCAGACGCCCAGCACCAAGGUGGUGUCGCCGGGGCCGGAGAACAAGUACGACCCGGAGAAGGACAAAACCAACUUCACCGUCUACAUCACCUGCGGGGUGAUCGCCUUCGUCAUCGUGGCGGGCGUCUUCGCCAAGGUCUCCUAUGACAAGGCCCACCGCCCCCCGCGAGAGAUGAACAUCCACAGGGCUCUGGCUGACAUCCUAAGACAACAGGGACCAAUCCCCAUAGCACACUGUGAAAGAGAAACCAUCUCGGCCAUCGAUACCUCUCCCAAAGAGAACACGCCGGUCCGAUCAACCUCCAAAAACCACUACACUCCUGUGCGCACAGCUAAGCAGACUCCAGGGCAUUAUGGGAAGGAUGCUUACCGAAGUGGAGGACCAGAUCUCCAUAACUUCAUCUCAUCUGGAUUUGUCACAUUAGGAAGAGGACACACGAAGGGUGAUCGUCAGUACAACCAUCCAAUCUUAAGCAGUGCUACCCAGACCCCUACACACGAAAAGCCACGGAUGAAUAACAUCCUGACAUCGGCCACCGAACCCUAUGACCUCUCCUUCUCACGCUCUUUCCAGAACUUAGCCCACCUGCCUCCAUCAUAUGAAUCUGCAGUAAAGACCAAUCCAAGCAAGUACUCAUCUCUGAAGAGGCUAACUGACAAGGAAGCUGAUGAGUAUUACAUGAGGCGGAGGCACCUGCCAGACCUCGCAGCCCGUGGCACCCUCCCCCUCAACGUCAUCCAGAUGUCUCAACAGAAGCCGCUGCCUCGAGAACGGCCACGCAGGCCCAUCAGGGCCAUGUCCCAGGACAGGGUCCUGUCCCCACAGCGGGGCUUGCCUGAUGAAUUUGGCAUGCCCUAUGACCGAAUCUUGUCUGAUGAACAGCUGCUCUCCACAGAGCGCCUGCACUCCCAGGACCCGUUGCUAUCCCCAGAGCGGACGGCCUUCCCGGAGCAAUCACUGUCGCGGGCCAUCUCGCACACGGACGUCUUUGUGUCCACGCCAGUGCUGGACCGCUACCGUAUGACCAAGAUGCACUCCCAUCCCAGUGCCUCCAAUAACUCCUAUGCCACCCUGGGCCAGAGCCAGACGGCAGCCAAGCGCCACGCCUUUGCCUCCCGCAGACACAACACAGUGGAGCAGCUGCACUAUAUCCCGGGCCACCACACUUGCUACACAGCCAGCAAGACCGAAGUGACCGUGUGA
Peromyscus eremicus (cactus mouse) is the source of this 1671-nucleotide messenger RNA. It is a transcript of the gene Shisa6, whose product is annotated as shisa family member 6. Bases 1 to 1671 code for a protein of 556 amino acids. The record is from RefSeq and is a predicted model, not a curated record. Lineage: Eukaryota; Metazoa; Chordata; Mammalia; Rodentia; Cricetidae. Gene Ontology annotation, cellular component: AMPA glutamate receptor complex; postsynaptic membrane; postsynaptic density. Gene Ontology annotation, biological process: regulation of AMPA receptor activity; regulation of short-term neuronal synaptic plasticity. The transcript is spliced from 6 exons.